UUGGUGUUUCUCGACACAUUUCUGUGCAUAAAAUUAUAUUUGUAUUCGCUUUUACAGGGUUGAUCACCUUCAUUUACAAGUUUUUCUUUACAGUGUUUAUGUUUUCCUAGGUUCUCUAGUCACGUGUUUAUGUUUUUGUGCGAGACAUUUUUGACUUGCUGUUCUUGAGACAGCAUUAUAGCUUAAUUUUUAACGAUUCAUAUAAGCUCAGUGCAAUGUUUAUAUGAGAGCUUGGUGUCUCAUGAAUUUAUGUUAUGAAACUUGAUCUUGUAUGUGUGUAUAGCUAAUAUUUUUCUAGUAAAUUUUAUACAGACCUAAAAUACUUUAGCACAGUGUACUGACUAUGUAGUAUAUUUAUUUUUACACAAUUCGAUAAUACGUUUUUUCAUGUUAAAUACAGAACGUUUUUUAAUGUAAUGGUGUAUAAUUAUUCCUUUAUUUUUUAAACUUGCUAAAAAAUUACAGUUCUAUAUCUUUAGGUUGAAGUAGACAUAAAAAUAUAUGCACGAAAUAUUAUUUGUGUUUUUGAAAUGACAUUACCAGUCUCCUUGUAAGGGACAGUAAACACAUAUCUGCAAGUAUGUCUGUUCCCCAGUUUAUCGAUGAUUGUAAAAGAGAUCUUGGAGGUCUUGGUAAUAUCUUUCCACGCCAUAUUGCUCAGUACAAACAAAUGGUGUGUAGCAUGGACGAGGCACUGGAACUUGACAAGACAUCGGCUCACAAAUUUAAGAAGUCUGUAAAGGGUCUAUACAAUGCACAGCUUGGUUAUAUAACCAAUGAAGUUAGUUAUGCAGAAAUUAUGGAGAAAAUGGGUUCAGUUGCGUUGUCAAGAGAAGCAGAGACAGGAAUUGGUACAGCUUUCUUGAAGUUAUCUGUGAUUACAAAGGAAUUUGCAAAUCACAGAAAAACCAUGUGUGAAAAUCUGAAUAACAUGGUUUUGUUUCCAUUGAAUUCGUUAUUGAAAGGCGAUAUGAACAAGAUUGGAGAUAUGCGGAAACCUGUAGAAGAAGCAUGGAAAGAGUAUAAGUCAAAAGGAAUCAAGAAGGAUGCAAGAAAGAAGACAUCUGAAAUUGUAUUAUAUCGCAUUGAUCCACCUGAGAACGUUGAUGAAUCAGAACGGGAAAGGCGCAUGUUUAUGUUCAAUGCUUGUGAGUAUCUAAUGAAAGCAAAUGAUGUAAAAGUUAAAAAGGGUGUGGAAUUGGUCCAGCAUCUAAUUGAAUAUUAUCAUGCUCAACUAAGAUACUUUAACAGAGGGAUGCAAUUGCUUGAAAGUAUGAGAAGUUAUUUUGAUGGGCUUGCAGGCGAGCUUCAACAAUUGAAAACAGAAAAAGACGAGGAAAAGAAGGAGCUCACAGAUAUCAAAAAUCAGCUUAAAACAAUUUUGCAGUUAGAUUCUCAAAAAGAGGGUGGCAAAGGACAAGGACAAAACUACAAGCUUCAUGGGCAACAAGGUGAUAAACUUUACGGUGGUGAAAAAAGUGGAACACUAUGGAAAAGAAGUGAAGGUGUAAGAAAGCAAUGGCAAAAGAGAUACUGUGUUAUUAAACAAGGACAGUUUACAUUAGCUCACAACCAACAAAGUGCUCCAACCACCACCUUGAACCUUCUUACAUGUCAAGUUAAGCCUUCACAAGAAAAAGAAAAGAAACUAACAUUUGGAUUAGUAGCUCACAAUAGGACGUAUUUGUUUCAGGCUGAGGACGAAUUAGAUUAUGAUGCUUGGAUAUCUGUUCUUAGUAAUGCAAGAGAGGAGGCAUUAAACAUAGCUUUCGGUGAGGGCGAAGGAGCCCUUUGUAAGGAACCAGUAAGCAGCAUUGAUGAACUUACCCAAGGUAUUAUAUCUGAAGUGAGGCGAUUACCUGGAAAUAACCAGUGUGUUGAUUGCAACGCAUUCGAACCCACGUGGUUAUCUACUAAUUUGGGUGUGUUGGUGUGUAUCGAAUGUUCUGGAAUUCAUCGUGAGCUAGGAGUACACGUCACUCGUAUAAGAUCACUGACACUGGAUAAACUUGGAACUGCUGAGCUACUGCUUGCAAGAGCUGUUGGUAACAGCGGUUUCAAUGAAAUUAUGGAAGCAGAACUAGAUCCUUCUCACAAACCUGAAUCAACUAGCAAAAUGGAAAUAAAGAAAGAUUUUAUUCAAAAGAAAUAUGUACAAAAGAAGUUUUAUCAUCCAUCUGGUCACUCGCCAGAUGUUUUACUAGAGGAACUGAAGCAAGCUAUCAAUUAUCGUGACAUUCUUGCCAUACUACAGUUAUAUGCAGAUGGUGUUGAUUAUAGCAGUCCAUUUUCAGACGUAGAACACAACAAUUCAGCUUUACAUUACUGCAUAGUAAAAGAAGAUUUGACGAGUUUGCAUGUUGUUGAUUUUAUCACUCAAAAUUGUAAAAAUCCUAAUGUUCAAAAUGCGUUGGGUAAUACAGCUCUCCAUCUUACAGCUUUAUACAAUAAUCCUGAGUGCACAAAGCUACUGGUGAGGGGAGGAAUCAAACAAGAUAUCGUCAACAAAGCAGGUAAAACAGCGUUGGCAAUCGCACAAGAAUUAGGACACAAGGAAGUUGUUGAACUGUUGCAAGAUGAUGGAAGAACUGGAAAAUUCGAUCAUGUUAAAAUUGAUUGGGGACUAGAAGAAACAGAAGAUAUAUACGCAACACCUCUUGAUUUAGCAGAACUUAAACUAGAACUCAUGAAUGAAGCUCAAGAAAAGAAGUCUGCGGUAACAACACCAGGUCUGUCCACACCUGGUGCAAUUCAACGUUCUGUUACGUCUCCUAAAAACGCUGUAAAAACACCUGCAGUUCCAACGCCCACUUCAACGACGACCAUGAGUAACACUUCAGCCAGACACAGUAUUGCUUUCCCUUCAGACACCAAGGUUGCGCCACCGUUACCAGAAAAAUCUCACAGUCGGCCACCGCCACCUGCAAGAAAAGUUAAGCCAAAAAAUACCACUCCGCCAUCAGGUAGCAGUGCACCACCUAUACCUGCAGAGCAGACGGCUUUAUUGAAUAGCGCUUCUACUAAUCCAGUUCUCAGCACGUUUGCUCCAAAAUCUUCCACGAAACAACAAACGGGUUCAGAAAAGAGCUCUAUUUGUCCUCCUGCUCCGCCCACGCGAUCUUCAUCCUUUAUUCCACGAGGUAGUCCUAAUGAUCCCGCUGCUUUAUUACCACGACCUGACCGCCCACCGCCAACACCGCCCAGUGCUAAGAGGGGCCACUCAAGAAAUAUAUCGGAGGGAAAUAUUUUGUACCACAUGGAGGCCGAAAAUAAAGAAAGACAUAGAACGGGAUCAGUGGCAGACGCUUUGUACAGUCAGCCGAAAGACGAGAUUAUACCGUUAGAUCCAGAUGCUCCACCGCUACCUCCACCUCGACCAAAACCAAAAGUUGAUACGUUAGCUGUGUCUAAUAACGAUAGUUUCAAAGAACGUAACCCACCAAAGCGAACGUCGUCUUUACCUAAAAGAGUUGACGGCAGGGUGACGACUAAAUACCGGCGCGCCAAAGCUUUAUACGACUGUGACGCGGAUCACGACGACGAGCUGUCGUUUGUCGAAGGAGAAAUUAUUAUUAUGAUCAGAGAAGCAGAUCCUGAUUGGUGGUAUGGUGAAGUCGAAGAAGAACCCGAGCGCAAAGGGGUGUUUCCUAUUAGCUUUGUACACGUACUGAACGAUUGAUAAAACUCCCAGCAAUAGAAGAAACACACGCGAUGUUCAUUCCAACAAUGACUUUCAAUGCAUACCGGUUGCUUGGAUACUUCUGGCAUGGCGCCAUAUUGACUGGUUACGUGUUGAUCGGCUAACACUUGACAACGUCCACACAACGAUGUUUAUUCUUGUUUUGUUUUUGUUGUUGUUUUUAUCACAUAGUGAGCGCACACUGAUUAAAUGAAGUUGUAAAUAGAAAAUAUAUAUAUAGAUGUGUGUAGCAAGUGUGUGAAAAUCGUCCAAAAUUUUUCGUCGAACUAAAACAUUAAACUUUUUGCCUCGAUUGAUUUUUUUUACGUAUUUGCAUUUUUGUUAUGUCUGUUUAUGUGUUUCUUUUGAUUAUAAUAUCUCGAACUCGAGUACCUGCCUAGAAUGCAUGUGACUUCAGCAUAAACAGUUUAUUUGUACCCGAAACUGAAUAAUCAAGGCCAACUAAAUAGACUUCCUCCUUAGCCUGAUGACUCCCUCCUAAGCCUGAAUCGCCAAUUUUUAAAGGCCUGUUUAAACAUAAGUUGUUAUAAAAGAGAUGUUUCUAUAUGCACUGAUACAUCUUAGAUUUAAGGCCUGCUUACACUUGAAGAAAGUUAGUCUAUGGACUUGGUGGCACAGUCUUUUAUAGUGAAUGUUUUUGGAUCAUUAAUUUUUUUUAAUUUAUAUCAAAAUAUGUGGUAGAAAUUUCAUUUCCUCUUCAGAGAUAUUUUUUACAGUGUAAACGGAACUUUAAUUCGCAGUUGCAUUUAAAAUUUUAUGUUUGUCAAAUUCGAAAUUUCCAUAAAAUUCUAUUGAUCUUCAAUUUAAAUUUCGUCUAAUAAAUAAAUUAUAUUUUCCACACUACGUCAUAGAAAUACAACAUAAUAUGUAAUAAUUUAACAUUUCGUAUCAUUAAAAGAAAUAUAAUUACCAUGAAAAUAA
Messenger RNA from Hydractinia symbiolongicarpus, 4621 nucleotides. RefSeq names its product arf-GAP with SH3 domain, ANK repeat and PH domain-containing protein 1-like. Gene Ontology annotation, cellular component: cytoplasm. The record is from RefSeq and is a predicted model, not a curated record. The coding region runs from base 581 to 3679 and encodes 1032 amino acids. The transcript is spliced from 29 exons. Gene Ontology annotation, molecular function: protein binding; GTPase activator activity. Gene Ontology annotation, biological process: positive regulation of GTPase activity. NCBI's taxonomy places the organism in Eukaryota, Metazoa, Cnidaria, Hydrozoa, Anthoathecata, Hydractiniidae.